ACAAAAUGGCCGUCACAAUGGUUUACACCAUAGCAAGGCCAGUUUCUUAUAAAGGCGGAUUUGAUAGCAAUACUUUAAGGCUUUAUUAUCUUUACCUAUGACAAAGGCAAUGAAGAAAAGAACUGAACCUAGCAAUGGCUCUAAGUCAGAUACAGAUAGAGCUAAACGGGUUUAUCGAGCUGCUUUGGAAUCCAUUAAGCGUCUUGAUACUAUCAAUAAAGGGACAAAAGCUUACCGUGAGGUGUUCAGGCAAGACGCAGUUGGGCUUCGCAAUAAGUUGAAGGAACAUUGUGAACGUCUCAUGUUUUUUAAUCCUAUUGAGUAUGGUCGUAAAGCGGAAGAAGUUUUGUGGAGAAGAGUGUUUUAUGAUGUUAUCCAAAUAGUCAAACACAGUAAAGAUCAUGUCAGACAUCAUGGAUCAGUUGAGACUGCUUAUCGUACACAUUUGGCAGCAGCAGCAGGCUACUAUCAGCAUCUUGUUUUCAGGCUUCAGAAAGAAUUCUCUUUACGUUUAGCUGCUGUCAUUGACUACCAUCAACUGCCAGACCCAAGAACAGGGCGUAGAAAUGACACAAUUGUUAAAACCAUCAAUCCCAGUGUUCAAGAGUGGGCUCAGAGAGCAUGCCACAGGUGUCUUAUUUGUUUAGGUGAUAUCUCUCGUUACAUCUGUGAUGUUGAUCCCAUGUCAAUACCAACAACUGCAGAUCGCUACUACCAUCAGGCUUUCAUGCUGUUUCCUGAAAUAGGAAUGCCUCAUAACCAGCUUGGCACCUUGGCAGGAUCUCGAUAUUCUGGUUGUGAGGCAGCUUACCACUAUGUACGAUGUCUUGCUUGUGAAAAACCAUUUGAGGGUGCAAGAGGAAAUCUGACGCGGCUGUUUGAGAAAAAUACAAAAAGAUUUUAUGAGCUAAACAAACCAUUGGCCAGGGACCUUCCACCAGAUGAGCAGAGGCAUCAGGAUAUCAAGAGGUUUUUUACACGCUUUUUGAAAUUACUGGAGAUUUUUCAUGGAACUUCUAGCAAUAUUGAAAUGAAUGAACUCCAACAGCUGUGUCAGCACACACUUCAAGAUUUCAAUCUAUGCAUGUUUUAUGAGCCUCAGCAACACUCCAGAGACCUGUCUGGGGACCAGGACUUUGAUCAGGAUGAGGAGGAUGGGGAGGAGUUCGCUGACCCUGGUGACCCUGCAUCUUUUCAAUACCUUGACAACGGAAUUGUUUUUAAAAUUGUUUGCUGUCUGAUAUGUACCAUACAUCUUCUUGAAAAAAAUGGUUCCAACAACAUCACAGCUGCCACAGCUUUUCUCCUGGCUCUCUUGUCUCAUAUUUUAAACCAUGUUGUCAUCAGGCUGCAGGGCAGUCUGGAGGAAAUGGAACAUCCAAAUAAAAUUCUUAUUGCAGGCUCAUCACUUUCCACUGAGAAUGCUCACUUAGAAGAAUCUUCUGGAAGUGAAGAUGAAUCUCAUCAACAAACCGCUCAGGACAAUGCAGCAAAUAAUGGCAGCGCUGGUACAGCAUCUAAGAAAUCCAGAAUAUCAAAUUUACGAAAUCUAAGAAGACGUCGGCGGAGACGACAGUUAAGUGAAAGUAGUGAAGCCAUGUCAGACCUCUCUGAUGCGUCUGACUUAAGUGAAGGCAACAAAGAGACAGAAGACCAUUUUGUGUCCAGUGAUUCUGAAGACGAUGCUCUAGCAAGUUACUUUGAUCAUGGAUCAGACUCCGAACUAUCAGAUUCAGAGGAUGUGGCUGAUGCUGAUCUCAGAGCCAAUACAAACAAUGGAAAUUCUGUUACAACAGAUGACCAGUCCAAGUGGCCACCUCCUGGUAAAAGUUUGCCCAAUGGGGACAUGAAACACAUUUGGUCUAAUGGUACUGGAGACAAGAGUCUUGCACAUAUUUCUUCCGAGCUUUUUUCUUCUUCUCUCAUGUUUCUGGGUCAAGACCUGGCCAACAGCAGUCAAAGCACUGAUGUGUUACAUGACAAGGAUGUUCCCAUUCCUCCAGGUUUCAACUCAUCUGAAGAAGCUAAACAUGUUGCAGAAAUAACUGAAAAACUUGCCAAUUUCGAUAUAGAAACUGAUACAGAAACCAACUUUAUGCCAACUGAUACAGAGCAAUCAGGUACUCUCACAGAGACAGAUGAGGCAGAUAAUGAGCACAGUUCUUCUAGCAACACUGAAAAGCAAGAACGCGAUCGGAGAUUGCAACAAACAUUGGAGGUUGUUCACGGGCAAGGUCUGUUGUCCACUGUGAAAAUAAUGUGUGAUUGGAUGAGGACCCAAACAGCAAUAAUUUCUGUUUGUGCACAGAGCUCUUACAGUUUAUGGCAGCGCCUGUCAGUACUCCUGAAUUUUUUACCCCAUGAAAAUGAUAUUGUACAGCAUGGCAUGUGUUGGGUGCAGGAGCUGCAGGUGAUUGUCAACCAGACCAGGUUUUCAGACUGGUCCCAGGUGUUCCCAUUGACAGAGGACAAUGAGAUGUGUCAGCUUCCUCCAUUGGCGGACAUCCACUCACAGAUAGACUUUACCACAAGACACAGGGCUCAGCUCAGUGAUAUGCAAGAGACAUUUCUAAGAAUUUGCUGCCUGAGGAGGUUUGGUUACUUCCUGACUACUGUAGACAACAUAGAGUUCACGUAUCAACCUGAGACAGCCAUGUUCCUUGGGCCAACCAAAGACACUCAUCUCAGUAGUAGUAACAGUCAGGACACAUUGGCCAAAAUGAAAGAUUCUGAAAGUCGAAGGAACCAGCUGAUGAGAGAUAUGGCCCAGUUGAGGCUACAGGCUGAGGUGAAGGAGCUGGAAGGAACUCUGAAGACAACUGACCAGCCUGUUUUCCCACCCUAUGUUGUACUUGACGACUCAGCCCUCUGUAACUACCUGACAAAGGUCAAGGAAUUAGCAGCUACAGCCAGGUGUAUACUGGUCAUACCUCUGGCAGUUGUUGACAACCUUGACAUUCAGAAAAAAGACAGUGCCAGUGCUAGAGAAGUCAUAAGAUGGCUUGAGGUUCAGUUUCGUAAAGGAAAUAGAUACAUCAGAGCACAGAAGCAUAAAGAGACGUUAGCUGCUCAUCAGCAUGGAAUGUUGAAGAAAAGAAACAGAGAUGCCUGGUACUUGCUAGAGUUGCUGGGCUGUGCACGUUACUUAUCCCAGCAAACUGGAACAUUCACUGGUCAUAAUGUGGUAGCCAUUGUCACAGGUCAUCAAAAACUGCUGACCCCUCCACUUCUACCUGCCAUUCAACAAGUUCAAGCCUCCUCAGAACAAGAAGGUGUAACAAUUGAAACUGUGUUGGACUUCAGUCGCAAGUGGAAGAAUGUCCUACAGCAGCAAGGGAAAGGAUGAUCAGAGCACUAGACUGACAGGAUGUAUUGUAGGUUAGACCCAAGGGACAGGUUUGGGCCUCAUGGACACUACUGGGACACCCAGUACUGGACAAACUCGAGCGUAGCACUAUGCUACUUUGUAACAAAAAAACUUAUGUGAUACUACUGCUACCAAUGGGAACAUGUUGUGGCUAUCUCUGCACAGCUGUCUUUCAUAUUCCACAUAACAUUGUGAAGGGUGAGGGAUAAUGAAAGUCACAAGCACCACUCUUAGGAUCCUGACCUCUGUUGCUAUGGUGACAUGGGAAAGCUGUACAAAGAGAAUGUUCUAUAUAUUUGAGUUUUAGCAGUUUUUAGACUGUGACAGGAUGUUCGAUAUAAUUAAGCAAUUGACUGACAAAAUGUUCGAUAUAAUUGGGGUAUAGCAGUUGGCUGACAAAAUGUUCUAUAAAUUUGGGAUAAAACAUCUGAUAGACUGAAGAAAUGUCAAAAUGAGAUCUAGCAAAAUACAACUGAGCUAAUAACAUCUGUUUAUGUAAUGGAGUACAUUAUUUGUGUGCACUUGGUCCAUUUUUUGUGCUUAAGCAAUCAAAACAAGCCAAGAUACAGCCAUUAAAUGUUCAUAUUCAUGCAAGAUACAGCUCCUGUUACCAUUUGUUGACUGUCUAAAAGCUAAAGGAAGCAAUCACUCUUAUAGUCUUGACCUCUACACUUAGUCUCUGAAGUUAAAUGAUAGUGAAGCUGCAACAUUAGUUUAUCAUACCACUAGCGCCAACAUUAUUUUAUAAGCUUAAUUGUAGUUACUGAAUCUUAACAUUAAUUUUAGCUAGUGAAUCAUAGUUUAACAUUUACAAGUACCUGUAGGUUGAAGGGCCAUAGGUUUAGCUGGCUCAUUAGUAAAUCACUAUUGUAAUUUAAAAUACAUUAAGUAGAUGAUAGCCUAACCGGUACAUGGUUUAGCCAUGUGUCAUGAAAAUGGUCAAACAGGUCUAGAGCUGAACGAGUAGACCUGUCACAUGAUAUCUCGCUAUAGGGUGGAAAGUUCUAGAAGAGUGAACAAUCCUAACUUUUUUAAACAGUAGGUCGAAACAAAAGAUAAAAAAUUCUUCAUAAUGAUGGUCAGUUAACUUGUAAAAUAAAUCCAUUAGAAAAAUAUUUCAAUAAAUCCUGUAAUUUAAAAACUAAUGAAAGUAGGUUUCACUUAACAAAUUUCAUCAAAAACAAGAUUAAAUUUUAGAUUUUGAGUAGCAAGUUGUAUGGUCUUCAUAUGGAAUAUUUAAAACAGUGAUCCAUUAAAAUGACAAUUUGAGAAAUAAAUGAAACAAAGAAAAUAUUUCUACUGCUAUGUUUUAAAGUUUUCAAUUUCAGCAGAUCAUUUUACUGUAAUCCUAACAUUUCCAUUAUGAACUCAAGUUUUUGUUGUAUUUUUUGUUGUUUUUUUUAGAGAGUUCUGUUUUCAUUGAUACAGAAAUAGAUCUGGUAUUUCUAAAAGCUUCUAUCCAGAAUUAAUUUCUGAACAUCACAAGUUCUGAUUCUUUUACACUGAAAAUAUACAUAUUUUUUUUAUUUGAUUAUUUACAUUUGUAUUGGUGUAAAAGAGUUAUCUUUCUUCCUUUACCACUAGACUGAAUACCUGUAGGGAAGUAGGUAGACAAUUUGCUAGCAAUAAUGAAGUACUUUGACACUAAUACAGACAUACAACAGGUGGGUUGCAACAUGCACAAAACAGGUGUAUCAAAACAUGCACAAAACAGGUGUAUUAAAGCAUGCACAAAACAGGUGUGUCAAAACAUGCACAAAACAGGUGUAUUAAAACAUGCACAAAACUGGUGUAUUAAAGCAUGCACAAAACAGGUGUAUCAAAACAUGGCUAAUCUCUAGCUUGAAGAUGCUGGUGACAGUGUUAGAUUCCCCUCUUGUAAUAGUGUGCUAAACGCAAAUUAAACUUUGAUUUUAAAAUUA
This is a messenger RNA of Physella acuta, 5289 nucleotides long. Its product is annotated as nonsense-mediated mRNA decay factor SMG5. The record is from RefSeq and is a predicted model, not a curated record. Gene Ontology annotation, cellular component: telomerase holoenzyme complex. Gene Ontology annotation, molecular function: protein binding; telomerase RNA binding; telomeric repeat DNA binding. Lineage: Eukaryota; Metazoa; Mollusca; Gastropoda; Physidae. Gene Ontology annotation, biological process: nuclear-transcribed mRNA catabolic process, nonsense-mediated decay.